AGAGGGAAGAACAGAGCUCUUCACAGCUCCAGUGCAAUUGCUUGAUUUAAUCACACAAAUUUAAAUGCUACUUGGUAUUUAUUAUACACUGUGAAUGGAAAAAAAGGAAAGAUGCUAUUCAAGCUGCCAGGGAGUCCACUUUCUCUCUUGUCAACCAGGAAGUCUGUGGAGUUUACAAAUAUCAAAAGCAGCUUGCCAGUGUUUGAUACCUUCCUGCUUCAGGUGCUUUGUUUGAGAUUUGGUAACUGCUGCAGCUUCCACUCUGCCAGACAUAUACAAAACACUUUUUGACUAGGAAACAUGUGCACAUGACACUUCAGAACAAUGUAUUCUUACCAACAUGGUACAGCUGCUGCUUUGAUUCUACAUUCUUGAAGAGCCCCUCUGAAAGGAUGGUGAUUCUGAAAAAAGAAUAGGCACCUAAUUUAUUUGUAUUCAUUCCCUAUGUGAAUCAAUUUUUCACCUGAAAACAAAGGUUGCUGAAACCUUCAGUUUCACAGGAUUAAUGUUUUUAUAGCGGUUGUAUCUCCUGUGAAGCUCAAAUAUACUGCUAAGUCAAAAUAGCUUGGGUUCAAUUGUAGGGAUAGGGUCUUAAGGCUUCAGGUUUGCAAGCAUCAUGUAAUCUGCUGUGUUCUGUACUCUACAAAAUUUUAAUACUUAAACUUCACUGCUAUCAAAAUAAAAUGUUUAGUUUGUGGCAGUGGCAAUCUGCUUGUCUUCUGAUCAAGUAGAAGACAUUCUGUGUCUUCCUAUUUUUUAGCCCUCCUAGAGACUGACAGUUUUUCCAAUAUCUCAAAAGACUCUGCAUACUACUGCAGAUAGACCAAAUCUCAAAUUUUGAAAAGCUAUCUGAACAUGAAUGCAAGAUUUACUUGCACACUGCACUUGUAAUUAACUAGUUGAUUAACCAAUGACACAGAAUUACUAUGUACUCAUCUAGGUUAAUCAAGAAACUGAGCCAAGUAACAAAAACUGUCCCGUAAGUUCAAAAGUUCCUCUCCAGUUUUUAAUACCUUUUUUCCAUAGUGUACAGAAUUCCUAACUUCAGUGGUAUGAUAAUAUGCUGAUAGAGAAAUGUGAGUUGGGAAGUUAAUUAAGACAAAAAGUUUCAAGAAACCUAUUUUGUUCUCAAGUCAAAGAGAAAGCCUUUAGUCAUCCAUAACCAAAUUUUUAAAGGUGCAUAAUUAGCUACUCAUUAAAGGGCAGUUGGACAAAUUAAUAGCUAUACUUUGUCAUAAAGGUGAACUGGAAUUAAGACUCAAAGCAGCCACACUCCUAGAGUAUCUUUAUGUAUAUUAGUGCUUGUCUGGAGAAACACAACAGUUCCCCUCUCUUCCUCAUGUUACAAGUUCAUCUUUGUUCUAGCCCAUAAUUUAUUUUUUAGUACAUAUGUGUGUAUAUGCAUAUAUGCAUAUGUGUGUAUCUUCUAAAUUACACUAUUUUCACUUGCUAUAAACCAGGCUUCAAAGUCCAGCUCUCCUUCUGUUCUCUGGGUUCAGAAAUCUCCCAGCUCUGCAAGUAAGGCUGUAAACCUGAGUUGGUGCAGCAACUCCCAUUGCUUUGGUUUCACCCGUUUUGAAAUGCGUACUGUGCCCUCCUUCUCUUGUUUGCUUCAUGUCUGUUACCCACAGCACUCUCUUCUUUCUCCUUUGUAUCCUUUUCCAGAGGACUCAGCUAAACCUGCACUGACUUCUUUCUUCCAGUUGCAUUUAUUUUUCCCUUUCCUAUCCUGUCUGCCAGAUUUUUAUUAGCUGCUGAAUAAAGUUGCACAUUGUUCAGGGCAAGGUCUCUCAUUACUUUCUGUGGGCCUUCAGUGUGUUCUGAGGUCAGAGCCUGCUAUUCUGAUCUCCUCUGGCAUGUGCAGGGCGUAAGCUGAGAAUGCGUUGUUCAAGCUUGUGGAAAUUCUGUUUCCUUUUCCAAAUUUGUGUGCUUUUGAGAGUGCCAGCAGUGUUUGUUUGCUAAGAAACACUGCCAGCUCUUUCAGCCACCCUGAUAGGGCUGGCCUGGCUCCAAGCAGCCUGCAUGAGGUCAUGAGCUCUGGAGUGACUGGAUUCAGUGUCUUACCUCUAUGGAAACAGAACGUCACAAUAGGAGAGACAACAAACAGGAGAAAGAAAACUCCAUGGCUUAAGAGACAGCAGCAGUGAUGGCUGACUCCACAGGUGAUCCAGGGACAGGCAAAGACAUGGAAGAUCUGACAGAAGGCUUGGAGCAACUCUGUGAGAGCUCUAAGGAGCGGAGUGAGGAGGUGCUGCUGCUUUCACACCUAGAACAGCAUCAUCAUCUUGUCUCUGUACUGAAGAAGAAAGUGGAUGACACUCAUGAACGCUGCAGAGACCUGGAGCAGCUCAACAUGGAGCUGGAGAGACUGAGGGCAGAGGAUGCUGUGAAAAUUAAAACCCAGGCCCAGCAUAUUCAGUAUUUGGAGGGGCGCUUCAUGGAUCUGGUCAAAAACCAUGAAAAGAUGAUCCAGUUCAAAAACGAACACAAAAAGCAGCACAUGCAGCUGUGGGAGGAGAACAAGCGCCUGCGGCAGGACAGGGAAGCGCUCUUCAGCCAGGCUGUGAGGGAGAAGGAAGCUGAAGUGCUCCGGCUGGUGGCCCAGGCAAGGAAGCUCUCACAGCAGUUAUGCUCCUUGCAGGAGAAAUAUGCUUAUGAGAGCCACAGAGCCCAGGAGCGAGAGAAGGAGCUGCUGGAGGCUCAGAGCCAGCAAGCAGAUGCCUACACCCUGGAGGUGGAUUCACUGAAGAAGCAGCUGCAACUCCUGCAGGAGAGGCACCAAGAAGCUGCUGCAAGGGCCGAGCAGGUAGAGAGUCAGCAGAGGGCUCAGGGCAGUGAGCUGCAGGCCAAGCUGGAAAAGGCACAUGAAGAGAAAGAGCAGCUACUGAGCCUGGCCACGGAGAGGAGCAAAGCUCUGCAAGAUAAGGAACGGGAGAUUCAAGAGCUGGAGGAGAAGCUAGAGACCAUGGAAGAAGCCGUGCAAAGAGCAGGAAGGUGCCUCAAGAAAGAGGCAGCAGCAGUAAACAAAGAUCUGAAGGUUCAAGAGCUCCAAGGACAGCUAGAACACAGCAAGCAGGCGUACAAUGAACUCUUGCUGCGGUUCGAUGCUUACAGAAAGCACAGUAUGGAUUUGCUGACUAAAGAGAGAGCUCUGAAUGUCAAACUCCGUCACUUUGUUGCAUAACUGCAGUUUUUGCUCUGUUCUCCUCAACGGGUGCCUCAGUGGUAACACACCCCUGAAUGUUGUUCCUGUCCAUGGGACCAUCCUCUGGUUUCUUUAUACCGUCCUCACCAGUUUAAACCCUCCUCCACUGACACUUCUGUAGCCUUUUUGUCAUUACGCUUUUAUGAAAGUCAAUCACUACUCUCGUAAAUCUCAACAUGGAUCACUGAACCAGUCAAACCUGUGACAUGAAUGAUUAGGGUGGAAUACAUACAAUAUGAAUUUGAUUUAGUGCUAACCUCUGCUGAAUCAUAGGUUUUCUUUUUUUUAUUGUUAAACCACUUUAUUUUUCAAAAUGACUAAAAGCUCAAACUCUU
Molecule: messenger RNA, 3540 nt
Organism: Prinia subflava (tawny-flanked prinia)
Lineage: Eukaryota; Metazoa; Chordata; Aves; Passeriformes; Cisticolidae
Gene: CCDC89
Product: coiled-coil domain containing 89
Exons: 2
Coding region: 2147-3184 (345 amino acids)
Source: RefSeq, a predicted model, not a curated record